Mytilus californianus (California mussel) is the source of this 1727-nucleotide messenger RNA. RefSeq lists its product as uncharacterized. The record is from RefSeq and is a predicted model, not a curated record. NCBI's taxonomy places the organism in Eukaryota, Metazoa, Mollusca, Bivalvia, Mytilida, Mytilidae. The transcript has 4 exons. Bases 498 to 1541 code for a protein of 347 amino acids.
GAACCCUCGGUUGUUAAAAUGUUUCUCUAUUUCAAAUGUUCUUGACAAGCAAAUUUAGUUCGCAAUAUAGUUUGAUGGUUUGUUUCUUUAUAUAUUGGUCUUUUGGCAAAGCCUCUUGGAAUUUGUGGUCCUAAAUGCUCUUCAACUUCGUAUUUCAGUUUACUUUUGUCUUUUAGUAAAAACAAUUUAAGCCUGGUAUCGAUGAUCAGUUUAUUCGUGCAUGUCAAUCAUAUUCGUUCAAUUGUAUAUUGAAUUGAAUUAGAAAAUAACAUUGAUGUCAAACCUUUUUUACCUGGACGAUAAUUUGCAAAGAAUAAAAUGAGUAGUACAUGUAACCACGAAAUUCAUCAAUUCUCAUGUUUUCAAUUUGCAGCAUUAGAAUGACCAAUAACAACAAAGAAUACGUUAAAAAGUCAUUAUUUUGUAUCUUAGUUCUUACUUUAAAUAAUAUAGUUUUUUUCAUUGUUAUCAUUUUUAUUAAUUGAUAUUUAUUUUUUAUGUCUAUAGAACAGCAAUUUCCGAUAUCUAACGAUGAGCAAGAUCCGGAUGGAAUAAUUGAUGGUGUUGGAGAUGUUUCUGGGGGACACCACUCGCUGGUAUAUAAAGAUGAUGGUUACAUUAAAGAGCUGGAAGAAGUUAUUGAAUGUGUUAAAGAUCAAACAUCACUUGUAUCGGAAGAUGACGAGGAAAGGAAAGGAAAGAAUGAUGCUAUUGAAGAUAUGACGUUGACUACAAAUAUCAAUAAAAUGCCAACGCAAGGAACACGGGUGGCAAAGACCAGCAACCGUAUACAAUUGAUUCUACAAAAGGAGAUUACAACUGGCGGAAGGGAAAUAAGAGGCUGUAGCAUGUCAAUAAAUGGCAACCUUUUCUUUACUGACUAUGAAUCAGUAAAAUUGCUGAAUAUUGCAGCAGAUGGUACUUUGAAAUAUAAGAUGUCAACAAAUUUUGAUGCGUUUGACUUUACAUUUGUCAAUGAAAAUACUGUCGCUAUAACAUCUGGGGAGUCAAAAAUGCACUCCGGUAUUGCAUUGAUAGACGUAGAGACUCGAAGUGAAAUAAAGUUCAUAACACUUCUUGGUCGUCCAUUUGGAAUCAACUGUGCUCAAGGCUCGCUGUUUGUCUGUGUUGAAAAAUUUGGUAUUUACGAACUUGAUACUAUUAAUUACGAUAAAUGUUGCGUUAUAAGAUGUUGCUUACCGUGGUAUUCUUACAUACAUGUUUCCUCCGACAGGAUUUACUACACCGACUAUACUGUUCACAGUGUAUAUUGUUGUGGUCGUAAAGGAUCCCACUUUUGGACUUUCAGAGAUGACUUUAUUCUAAAAUACCCAAGAGGCAUCACUGUAGUUAAUGAUGGUAACGUGUAUGUUGUUGGAGAAAAAUCGUCGAAUGUAGUCAUUAUAUCAAACGACGGUAAACAAAUUCUAACGAAAGAAGAAGGUCUCAAUGAACCAUCAUCAAUUUUUGUUAGUCAACAGAACGGGACACUACUUGUUGCAAAUAAACGAAACAAUGCUUUCCUUUACACCUUCAAGUAAUAAUGACUAAAAGGAGAUUGAGGAUAUCAUAUACACAUUCGUUUGCAGUCUUAUUUGAUAAAAAGAAUUAUAAUAACCGGACAAUUCCUUGUAGAAUUUGUUAGAAAUGUCCUUUGGAAUGUUUAGAAAUGUACAUAGAAACUAAAAUACAAGUUAUUCAUAAACCAGGCAUGUGUCAGGAAACAA